Messenger RNA from Beauveria bassiana ARSEF 2860, 1014 nucleotides. RefSeq names its product G-patch domain-containing protein. Bases 1 to 1014 code for a protein of 337 amino acids. The record is from RefSeq and is a predicted model, not a curated record. The transcript has a single exon. Gene Ontology annotation, molecular function: nucleic acid binding. Gene Ontology annotation, cellular component: kinetochore. NCBI's taxonomy places the organism in Eukaryota, Fungi, Ascomycota, Sordariomycetes, Hypocreales, Cordycipitaceae.
AUGAGUGCAACCGACCAGCCUGGCCUCGAGGCCCAGGACGAUGAGGACUACUAUAUGAACAUGACGUUCGACAACCCCCAGCCUCCCAAGGAAACGUCCAUACAGCGCACACAACGCCUGAAAAAGGAGUCGCGCGCCCGCGGCGUCAUCAAGUCCAAGGCGCAGAUUGCCCAGGAAGAGGCGGACGCGCGUGAAAAGGCGCUGGCCAAGUCCAUGCUCGACGAUCCCCGCGCCAAGAAGAGCAAAGGCCUCGCCAUGAUGGCCAAGAUGGGCUUCACCGGCGGCGGCCUUGGCAAGAAGACGGCCGACGGCCUACCCCAAGGCCGCACGGAGCCCAUCCACCUCAGCCUCAAGGACGACCGAGGCGGCGUCGGCAUGGACGCCGAGAAGAAGCGUCGCUUUCGCGAGGCCGCCGAGGAGCAAGGGAUCGCGCCCGACGCCAAGGCGCCCAGGCUGGACCCGGACGAGUACCGCGAGCGCGUUCGAAAGGAGCGCGAGGACGCGAAGCUGGAGAAGCAAUUCUUUGCGGCGCAGCGCAUGGCCGAGCGCAUGGCUGAGGAAGAGGUCGGCGCAAAAGACGAUGGCAGCGAUGAUUCCACCGAGCAAGAUGACAAAAGAGGCAAAAAGACACACGUGUCGGCGAAACCGCUCAAGUCGGUGCCGAUUCUCUACCGAGGACUCGUGCGCCACCGCGAGGAAAAGGAGCGCGAUCGCCGCAUGCGCCACGACCUGGAGCAGUCGCUCUCUCGCUUGCCCAUGUAUGAAGAAGAGGACGACGACCCUGAUUACAAGACGGCGCUCGGAAAGCCCGGUGCAAUCUACACAGUAGCCGAGGAUCUCGACGAGGAAGACGCGGAGCUGGACCAGUUUAAUGCCCUAGAUGUGCGGGAGCGGUUGGAACGCCUGCUGAAGCACCUGCGGGAGCAGCAUAGAUAUUGUUUCUGGUGCAAAAUGGUAUAUCCAGAUGCGGAGAUGGAUGGGUGCCCAGGUCUCACGGAGGAGGAUCAUGAUUAA